CUUCACAAACACUAUUUAAGUCUUUAAUUACCUAGCACUCAUUAUCCACCCUGUGCACCACUACCACUGUCAACCUCCUCCCUUUCCAGUUGCCAGCUUGAGGCAGCCUAGCACAUUCAACUUUCCAUUGGAGUGGUUGAUCAUACGUUCAACUAGCAUUCCGGCGCUGUCGCCCACAUUAGCUGGAGUAUAGGAAGGCUUUCCGUUUCUGACUUCACCGAGCUUCAUACUACCGUCAGCCAUUCCUGCCAACAUGCGAUCUCUCGCCCCCUUGGCUCUCAGCCUCCUCGGCGCAUCAAGCGUAGUAUACGCUGCGGACGCCGAGUCUAAUGUCAUCUCACUGAACACGGAGUCGUUCGAAAGCUUCAUGACGGAACAUGAUCUGGUGCUUGCAGAAUUCUUUGCGCCCUGGUGUGGCCACUGCAAGGCUCUCGCUCCCAAGUAUGAGGAAGCAGCUACAGAGCUGAAGGCAAAGGAUAUUCCUCUGGUAAAGAUCGACUGCACUGUAGAGGAGGAUCUGUGUCGGGGUCAGGGCGUUGAGGGCUAUCCGACUUUGAAGAUCUUCCGUGGACCCGACUCGAGCAAGCCUUAUCAGGGUGCGCGUCAAGCAGAAUCCAUUGUGUCCUACAUGAUUAAACAAUCUCUUCCUGCCGUGUCACCUGUCGAUGGUGAGAACCUUGAGGAGAUCAAGACUAUGGACAAAAUCGUCGUCAUCGGUUACAUUGAUUCGGAAGAUAAAACGACACAUGACGCGUUCGAGGCCUUUGCCGAAUCCCAGAGGGAUAAUUACCUCUUCGCGGAAGCAAGUGACCCUGCCAUCGCCAAGGUGGAGGGUGUCAAACAGCCGGCCUUCGUUCUCUACAAGGAUUUCGAUGAGAAAAAGGCAGUUUAUGAUGGCGAGAUUGACCAAGAGGCUCUACUCGGCUGGGUCAAGACCGCUAGUACUCCCCUUGUGGGCGAAAUCGGACCCGAGACCUACUCUGGGUACAUCACAGCCGGCAUUCCCCUCGCAUACAUUUUCGCCGAGACAAAGGAAGAGCGGGAACAGUUCACUGAGGAAUUCAAGCCGAUCGCGGAGAAGCACAGAGGCUCUAUCAACAUCGCUACUAUCGAUGCCAAGAUGUUCGGUGCGCACGCAGGAAACCUCAACCUCGAUCCCCAGAACUUCCCUGCCUUUGCCAUUCAAGAUCCUGCCAAGAAUGCCAAGUACCCAUAUGACCAGUCCAAGGAACUCAAGGUGGAAGAUCUGGAGAUCUUUAUUCAAGACGUUCUUCACGGCAAGAUCGAGCCUAGCAUCAAGUCAGAGCCUAUCCCGGAGACUCAGGAUGGCCCAGUGACUGUUGUUGUGGCACACUCUUAUAAGGAGCUUGUUGUUGAUAACGACAAGGACGUUCUUCUAGAGUUUUAUGCGCCAUGGUGCGGGCACUGCAAAGCUCUUGCUCCAAAGUACGAUGAACUUGCUAGUCUUUAUGUCAACAACCCUGACCUUGCGGCCAAGGUUACUGUCGCCAAAAUUGAUGCGACAGCCAACGAUGUCCCUGACCCAAUCACUGGUUUCCCAACAAUCAGACUGUACCCAGCCGGCGCCAAGGAUUCUCCAAUUGAGUAUGAAGGGUCCCGCACAGUUGAGGACCUCGCCAAUUUCAUUUUUGAGAAUGGUAAGCACAAGGUUGAUGCCUAUGCGACGCCUGAGGAGCAGCAGGGAGAUGCGGACGUCACUACUCCCUCUGUUGCAACCCCCAGUGAAGACGAGGCCCCGGAAGUCGCUAAAGAAGAAGCGGUGGAGCAUGAUGAACUCUAAUUGUUUUGGAAGUUCCUAGUCCCUCUAAUGAAUUGUAUCUUAUUAUCCUCAAUGCUAGUCCCUCUCCGUUUCCGCUCUAGCGCUUAUCUCUUUUCUCACCUGCGUAUCUGCCAAGGUUGAUUUGGCGUCCAUUCAAAUCGCCAGACCAAGUAAGUCUGGUAAUGCAAGACCAAUGGGAAACAGGG
This is a messenger RNA of Aspergillus uvarum CBS 121591, 1986 nucleotides long. It is a transcript of the gene pdiA, whose product is annotated as protein disulfide isomerase PDI1. The transcript has 4 exons. The record is from RefSeq and is a predicted model, not a curated record. Gene Ontology annotation, biological process: response to endoplasmic reticulum stress; protein folding. NCBI's taxonomy places the organism in Eukaryota, Fungi, Ascomycota, Eurotiomycetes, Eurotiales, Aspergillaceae. Bases 254 to 1801 code for a protein of 515 amino acids. Gene Ontology annotation, cellular component: endoplasmic reticulum. Gene Ontology annotation, molecular function: protein disulfide isomerase activity.